Messenger RNA from Musca domestica (house fly), 680 nucleotides. RefSeq names its product histone H1-like. The record is from RefSeq and is a predicted model, not a curated record. Gene Ontology annotation, molecular function: double-stranded DNA binding; structural constituent of chromatin; nucleosomal DNA binding. Bases 54 to 680 code for a protein of 208 amino acids. Gene Ontology annotation, biological process: nucleosome assembly; chromosome condensation; negative regulation of DNA recombination. Lineage: Eukaryota; Metazoa; Arthropoda; Insecta; Diptera; Muscidae. Gene Ontology annotation, cellular component: nucleus; nucleosome. The transcript is spliced from 2 exons.
UUUGUGAGUGUAUUUGUGUUAACAGUGAAAUAUAAACCAAACAGUGAAUAACCAUGUCUGACGCCGCCGUUGUUGAAGCCACCGCCUCCCCAGUUGCCGCUGUUGAGAAAAAGGCACCAAAAAAAGCCGCUGCCAAAGCAAAGAAGCCAUCAGCUGCCCCUACCCACCCUCCAACCCAGCAAAUGGUUGAUGCCGCCAUCAAGACCCUGAAGGAACGUGGAGGUUCAUCAUUGCCCGCCAUCAAGAAAUACUUGGCCAGCACCUACAAAGUAGAUGCCCAAAAAUUGGCCCCCUUCAUCAAGAAGUACUUGAAAGGUGCCGUUGCCAGUGGAAAAUUGAUCCAAACUAAAGGUAAGGGUGCUUCUGGUUCAUUCAAAUUGUCUGCUUCGGCCUCUAAGGAACCCAAAGCCAAGACUGCUGAAAAGAAGAAGAAGGCCCCAGCCGCUGCUGCCAAAAAACCCUCUGCCGCCAAGAAGACCGCUGAAAAGAAGAAGGCCGACAAAACAAAGGCAAAGGCUGCCAAGAAAACCGGUACAGUUAAAGCUAAACCAGCAAAGACCGCCGCCAAAGCAUCUGCCACUAAACCAAAGGCACCCAAGGCAAAAACUGCAGCUGCUAAGCCCAAAAAAGCCGCAGCAGCAAAGAAGCCAGCUGCUAAGAAAACCGCCGCCAAGAAGUAA